UGGGACGGGCAGCCACAGUGGCUGAGCAAACAGUACAAACAGCGUAUUGCUACCGCCUUGCAUCAUCUACAUACGAAAGUAUCCAGCAACAUCAUUGAUUCAGCUACAGACAACAUGGAUAUGCCAGUUAAUGUUCCCGUUGAUAACCCUAGUGCUGACACGGAAUGGAACGACAUCCUCCGUAAACAUGGUAUAAUUCCCGAGAAACCCCCCUCCCCCACCCCGAUUAUAGAAGAGGCGAUUCUGGAAGCCGCACAUCGAGAACACGAAAAUCGACUCGAGAAUAAAACAUUAGAUGAGCUUGAUGCGCUCGAAGAUGAGGAAGAAGCCGAAUUCCUUGAAAGAUACCGCAAGCAGCGCUUUGAAGAGAUUUCUCGCCUCCAAAAAUCAAAUAUUCACAACCAAGUCUACCCGAUCCAGAAACCAGACUACGCGAAGGACGUCACCGAAGCGUCGUCGAAAUAUUUCGUUCUCGUCAACCUCACCUCCUCGAGCGUUAAUAAUAUCGAGUCGCAAUUACUCGCAGAGCUAUGGCGCCAACUCGCGAUGAAAUAUGGAGAUAUAAAGUUCUGCCAGAUACGCGCGGACAUGUGUAUAGAAGGAUACCCAGACAGGAACACUCCGACGAUACUUGCCUAUAAGGAUGGAGACAUCAAAAGGCAAAUAGUUACACUUAGGGAACUCAGAGGGCCGAAAACUACUCUUGGGGAUCUUGAACAGCUCCUUGUAUCUUUAGGAGCUAUCAAUGAAAAUGACAGCCGCCUGAGAAAGGACCCUACUCCCAAAUUAGUCGAUGCCGAUGAAGAAUAUCUUGAUGACUGGGAUUGAAAUCAAUGGGAAAAAUAAAUCAUGGCAAAAGCGACGUACUUAUUUUCGUUUCCUCGGAUUCUUCAACCCGUUUUUUAAACCCCCAGGGAAGGGAAUAUCUGUUUGAAGUUACCUCUAUGAUGAUUUGUCCUUUUCAUCUUCUCAAUAUUUUCCAUAUUUGUGGUUCUAAGCUUCUGAUUUUUUGGUCAGAAAUUCAUCAGUUUUGAUGGCAGGACAUGUUAUUCUUUGUUGUGGUCUACUCUGCCUGCAAAAGAAAACCGCGCCACAACUGUCCAUUGGAUAAAUUGAGAGAAAUGCCUAGGUUCGUUUCAUCUCAUUACCUAUGUAAACUAUUUGGUUCACUAGGUAUCUACAACAUUGUGUUUGAAAGGAAACAAACAUAUAUAUACACCCCUCACGCCUUGAUUGAUCGAUCUGUGUUGUCCUCUUUCCUCGCCCUCUCCUUCAUCCUAAUUUUCAUAUAGUUGUCGAUAAACAGUUUCCUUCAUUCAAAACAGAGUUCAGGGUAUGCGUACUGCCCCUAGGUUAAAAAGUCUAUUCAGUAGUUGACAAGGUUCGAGUCACACAAUGUGCUUAUUCCGAUAUUGAUAGGAUAGCUAUAAUAUAUAUCUAAAAUAUAUCUAAAGGAUAAUUAUGUAC
Messenger RNA from Blastomyces gilchristii SLH14081, 1467 nucleotides. RefSeq names its product phosducin family protein. Gene Ontology annotation, cellular component: cytoplasm. The coding region runs from base 115 to 828 and encodes 237 amino acids. Lineage: Eukaryota; Fungi; Ascomycota; Eurotiomycetes; Onygenales; Ajellomycetaceae. The transcript is spliced from 4 exons. The record is from RefSeq and is a predicted model, not a curated record. Gene Ontology annotation, biological process: protein folding.